Messenger RNA from Dipodomys ordii (Ord's kangaroo rat), 2149 nucleotides. It is a transcript of the gene Mto1, whose product is annotated as mitochondrial tRNA translation optimization 1. Gene Ontology annotation, cellular component: cytosol. The coding region runs from base 26 to 2098 and encodes 690 amino acids. Gene Ontology annotation, biological process: tRNA wobble uridine modification; tRNA methylation. NCBI's taxonomy places the organism in Eukaryota, Metazoa, Chordata, Mammalia, Rodentia, Heteromyidae. The transcript is spliced from 12 exons. The record is from RefSeq and is a predicted model, not a curated record. Gene Ontology annotation, molecular function: flavin adenine dinucleotide binding.
UCAGCCUCGGCCGCCUUCGCCCCGCAUGUUCUCCCUCCGAGGCUGCGGCCGCCGGGUCGCGGCUUCUCUCCGCAGACGGCCCCUGUCGUUAGGCCGGCCCGGCAGCGACAGCGCGGCGCCUGGACCCCCGCACUUCGACGUGGUGGUCAUCGGCGGGGGCCACGCGGGGACCGAGGCCGCCGCCGCCGCCGCUCGGUGCGGCUCCCGCACGCUGCUCGUCACGCACCGCGUGGACACCAUCGGUCAGAUGUCCUGUAAUCCUUCCUUUGGUGGCAUCGGGAAGGGACAUUUAAUGAGGGAAGUAGAUGCUUUGGAUGGCCUGUGUUCUCGAAUCUGUGACCAGUCUGGUGUACAUUACAAAGUAUUAAACAGGCGGAAGGGGCCAGCAGUCUGGGGACUGAGAGCUCAAAUUGAUAGGAAACUCUAUAAACAAAACAUGCAGAAAGAAAUCCUCAAUACACCACUGCUUACGGUCAGGGAAGGAGCUGUAGAAGACCUCAUUCUCUCAGAACCAGAGCCAGAGCAUGCUGGGAAAUGCCGUGUCAGCGGUGUUGUUUUGGUGGAUGGAAGCACAAUUUCUGCAGAGAGUGUGAUUCUGACUACUGGGACAUUUCUCAGAGGCAUGAUUGUAAUUGGGUUGGACAAGUAUCCUGCUGGACGUUUAGGAGAUCAGUCUUCUGUAGGUCUGGCCCAGACUCUAGAGAAGUUGGGAUUUACAGUGGGAAGAUUAAAGACUGGGACUCCUCCCCGAAUUGCCAAAGAGUCUAUUAAUUUCAGCAUUCUGAACAAGCAGACACCAGAUAACCCGUCCGUACCAUUCAGCUUUCUCAAUGAGACUGUGUGGAUUAAGCCAGAAGAUCAGCUGCCUUGUUACUUGACCCACACCAACCCCAGAGUGGAUGGCAUUGUCCUUGAGAACCUCCACCUUAACAGUCAUAUUAAGGAAACCACAAAAGGGCCUCGAUACUGUCCCUCUAUUGAAUCAAAGGUGUUACGCUUUCCAAACCGUGUCCAUCAAGUUUGGCUGGAACCUGAAGGAUUGGAUUCUGACCUUAUCUACCCCCAAGGCUUGUCUGUGACACUGCCAGCUGAACUGCAAGAAAAGAUGAUCACAAGUAUCAGAGGCUUAGAGAAAGCUAAAAUGAUUCAUCCAGGUUAUGGUGUUCAGUACGACUACUUAGACCCCCGUCAAAUCACACCUUCUCUUGAGACUCAUUUGGUUCAACGACUCUUCUUUGCUGGACAAAUAAAUGGCACCACGGGUUAUGAGGAAGCUGCAGCUCAAGGUGUGAUAGCUGGAAUCAACGCCAGUCUGCGGGCCAGUGACAGGCCACCCUUCAUCGUGAGUCGGACAGAAGGCUACAUAGGAGUAUUGAUUGAUGACCUCACCACUCAGGGCACCAGUGAGCCAUACCGAAUGUUCACCAGCCGUGUGGAGUUCCGCUUGUCACUGCGUCCUGAUAAUGCUGACAACCGGCUUACAUUCCGAGGGUACAAGGAAGCUGGCUGUGUGUCCCCACAACGAUAUGAAAGAGCUUCUUGGAUGAAAUCUUCUUUAGAAGAAGGUAUUUCUGUAUUGAAAUCCAUUGAGUUUUCCAGCUCCAAAUGGAAGACAUUAAUCCCACAGGCUUCUAUGAGCGUUAAUAAAAGUGUGCCUGUGAGAGCCCUGGAUGUUCUGAAGUAUGAGGAUGUUGACAUGGAGUUGUUAGCCAGCGUGGUGCCAGAACCCUUGAGAAAGUACACUGAAUGUACAGAGCUAGCUGAAAGGCUGAAGAUAGAAGCAACUUAUGAAUCAGCACUGUUCUACCAACUACAAGAAAUAAAGGAAGUUCAACGAGAUGAAGCUCUCCAGCUGCCCGAAGACCUGGAUUAUUUGACUAUCAGAGAUGUGUCUUUAUCUGAUGAAGUUCGAGAGAAGUUGCAUUUCAGUCGUCCACAGACAAUCGGGGCUGCCAGUCGGAUACCUGGAGUGACGCCUGCUGCCAUUGUCAACCUGCUCAGAUUCGUGAAGACGGCUCAGCAGAGACAGGCAGCUGCACAGGAACUGCCCCCAGCUAAGCCGUGCCCACCUGCUGCACAUACGUUUCAAGAGCUCUAGCUGGGGCUGGGAAGGUGGCUCAGUGGUAGAGCGCUUGCCUUGCAUGCCUGA